Nematostella vectensis (starlet sea anemone) is the source of this 1549-nucleotide messenger RNA. RefSeq lists its product as uncharacterized. NCBI's taxonomy places the organism in Eukaryota, Metazoa, Cnidaria, Anthozoa, Actiniaria, Edwardsiidae. The transcript is spliced from 8 exons. The coding region runs from base 342 to 1412 and encodes 356 amino acids. The record is from RefSeq and is a predicted model, not a curated record. Gene Ontology annotation, molecular function: oligosaccharide binding.
AUUCUGGCGGCUUCAAUCGGUUUUUCGGUUAUUGACUUAUUUUGACGGUUUUGCGGUUUUUGGCGUUAUUAUGUGCGGUUUUGCGGUUUUCGCACCCCCCCCCCUUACUCCCCCCUGCCCUUUGAGAAGAAAUUCGACAGCUGACUAAGGAAAAAUGUAGUUUCUCUUUACCUAUGGGGCUCCGCGCGCGACUCAGCUAUGAGUUCACUAAACAGACAGAAUCUGUUGACAGGCUGGGCUAGGCAAAUAGUCGGCAAUCGGCUGUCACUGAAAAACCUUGAGCCGCUACAGGGAAGAGCAUAAGCGUUGAACGGCGGAUCCAUUCAGAUAGAUAACCCACGAUGGCGGCAGCUAUAGUGACUUUGGUCCUGCUUCUUUUAACGGCGUCAACAAUCCUGGCCCUCCGGCGGGGCGAGAGGGAGAGAACAGGUGGUUUUGACAAAAAGGAACAUCAUGUCCUUGUUGGUCACGUGAUUUCACUGCAUAACGUAACCUCCCCGAUGGACUGUGCCUUGCUAUGUGUGGCAGACAUGCGCUGUGCGUCUUACAACAUAAGGAAAAAAGUCAUUUGCGAGCUGAGCAACGAGACCGAGACCUCCAAGCCUGGCUCGCUACAGCAAGACCCCGAGUGUGAUUACUACCAUGGUCUGAACGAGACAUUGGCUAUCUUCACAACAGCAAUGCCAACGCCGGCGGAGACCACCACUACGGCGCUUACGACCACUGCUCCACUACCAACAACAGCCCCAUCAACGAACUAUGGCUCAUGCUUGGGCCUCAGAAAGGCUGGCGUGACGAGUAACGGUGUGUACAAGAUCACCCUCUCAGGCGUACAGACUAAUGUCUUUUGUGACAUGACCUCAGAGCCAAACUCCGCUUGGACAAUGGUCAUAUCAUUCGCGAGGAAAAACAGAAGGAUGGUAGAAUUCUGCUCACGAUCAUUCAAGCAAGAUUUUCCGAGAAACCCCCUGGACCCAACUUAUCUGACCGACUAUCGGAUGUCGCGAGCCCAGAUGAACGCACUAAUUACCCAGUCCACUCACUGGCGCAUCACCACAGACUUCCCAAAAGUCGGGGUUGACUAUCGCGAUUACGUCAGAGCAAAGUUCUCUUCCUUUGAUGUCAUGACUUUUGAGCCUCUUUUGAGCGAAUGUAAAGAGGUAGACCUCAUAAACAUAAGGGGGCAUACUGGUACAAACAUAAAAGCUCAAUUCUGGCAGUUGGCGGGGUUUAGGCUUUUACAUGUUGACAGUUCUUUUGUUUUGUGUGACUAUAAAGUCCCUAAUGCAGUGUUUAGCGAAAACAACUUUGCGUUUUAUUGCGAGUCAGAUGCUUCGAUGAACCCACUAUUCCGUGGAACAACCACUGAGGAAAGUACCACGGAGUACUGGUUCGGGGGGUACGUUACUUAGAUGGGACGAACCCAGUCUUCCCAGACUACGUUGCAUGGAUAUUGCACUGACUGACUGACUGACUGACGGACGGACGGACAGACGGACUGAAUGACUGACUGACUGACGGACGGACUGACUGACUGACGGACGGACGG